AAAGAGAUGAAGAAUAAGGAAAAUACAAGGCAUGCUGCCAGAGUUGAAGAGCCUACUGUUCGAAUCACAAGAGCACGGGCUAAAGCCUUUGCCACAUCAGCAGCAGAGGGCCUCUGCCUUGCCUCCUCCUCAAAAUCUCUUCUUAAACAAGGCCAAGGCCAGAAACGAGCUCUUCCAGCAAAUUCCAAACACGGGGGGGCACCAGCUUCUCUAGUUUCCACCAUCGGCUUGCAGCACAAAAGAAGGGCAGUGCUUAAAGAUGUAACGAAUUCAAAUGUCGACUGGACUGAUGAUGCAUCUCAACUUCAGCCUGGCAAGCAGGCGAGAAGAGGGCCUGCAAAGAAGGUGAAGGUAGCCUCAAAUCCAAGUGUUGCUGAACAUUUUCCAAUGGCACAGGAUGACAUAAAAACAAAGUUAGCUGAGGAAUUAUCCAAAAUAAGGGUGGCUGAACCACCAGAAAAGUUGCAAGUGAAAGAAGAGCUAUUACCCCAGAGCAUGUGUCAUGCCUUGAGACAACAUGGAGGAGCAGACCUAAUACAGCAUUCCAUUAAAUCUGCUCAACUUCAGAGGCCUCAAAAGAAAGAAGAAUAUAUGGUCUGCGAGAGAUUGGGAUCCUCAAAUGACUUGGACAUCGUGGACAUUGACGCAAACUUAAAAGAUCCUCUAGCAUGCAGCUUGUAUGCCCCUGAUAUAUACAGUAAUAUACGGCUUACAGAGAUAGAGCGAAGACCAUCAACUAAUUAUAUGGAAACCUUGCAGCAAGAUAUCACUCCAAGCAUGCGAGGAAUUUUGAUUGAUUGGCUUGUGGAGGUUUCUGAAGAAUAUAAGCUGGUUCCUGAUACACUUUACCUCACUGUGAAUCUCAUUGAUCGCUUUCUCUCACAGAACUUUGUUGAAAAGCAAAGGCUCCAGCUGCUUGGAGUCACUUGCAUGUUAAUUGCCUCGAAGUAUGAAGAAAUUGUUGCACCACGAGUGGAAGAAUUUUGUCUCAUCACGGACAAUACUUACUCAAGAGAAGAGGUAUUAGAAAUGGAGAGUGAAGUACUAAAUUUCUUGCACUUCCAGUUAUCUGUUCCAACCACGAAAACAUUUCUUAGGAGGUUUGUUCAAGCGGCACAAGCUUCUUAUAAGGUUCCUUGUGUUGAACUGGAGUUCUUGGCAAAUUAUUUAGCAGAGUUAACUAUUGUUGAAUAUGGCUUCUUGAAGUUCCUACCUUCCGUCAUCGCUGCCUCUGCUGUGUUCCUUGCCAGAUGGACACUUAAUCAGUCAGACCAUCCAUGGAACCCGACUUUAGAACACUAUACCUCUUACAAAACAUCAGAGCUCCACACUUCAGUUAUUGCACUUGAAGAUUUGCAAUUGAACACCAAAGGCUGUUGCCUAAAUGCUAUACGUGAGAAGUAUAGACACCAGAAGUUCAAAUCCGUGGCUACUUUGAUCUCUGCACAAAGGUUGGUUCACUCUUCUGAAGAUCAACAAUUUGCUGACUAUUCUUUAAGGCCUGAGGAAUCGAAGCAGUAUAUUUAACAGUCCGGUACUUUGAGGGCGAUUCAGAACUCCAAACUGAAAGUUGCAUUGACUUUCCAUCUAACUUUCUGUCCGUCCUUUGUUGUUAGAUUAUCUCAUUCUGGUGCUUCCAGAUCUCUGUUUGUAACAUCAUUGUUUAGAGUUUAGGACAGACCAAAUUAUGUAUGUGCCCUUUCGGCAUAAUAAUUUACUAAAACUUCUCAUCUCAGCACAUGGGAAGUUCUAAGAGCAAUAUGUGCUGGGUUGCAAAAUUGCAACAAGAAAUGUAGCUCCUUCAUUGUUAUUGUACUCAAAACCUACAUGUAUGAAAAAAAGAAGAAUUCUGGUUCUAUUUA
Rosa rugosa (rugosa rose) is the source of this 1862-nucleotide messenger RNA. Its product is annotated as cyclin-A2-2-like. Gene Ontology annotation, cellular component: cytoplasm; nucleus; cyclin-dependent protein kinase holoenzyme complex. Gene Ontology annotation, biological process: mitotic cell cycle phase transition; regulation of cyclin-dependent protein serine/threonine kinase activity. Gene Ontology annotation, molecular function: cyclin-dependent protein serine/threonine kinase regulator activity. The record is from RefSeq and is a predicted model, not a curated record. NCBI's taxonomy places the organism in Eukaryota, Viridiplantae, Streptophyta, Magnoliopsida, Rosales, Rosaceae.